AUGAUAUAUACUAAAAAGGAUUUACUGUUUAGUGUACAGUAAGAAACAUAAUUCAUUAUUUCAGGUGCUGGAGAUAAGACAAUAAGAUUCUGGUAAUAAUCGAACUAAACUAAUUGGAUUAAUUCACAACUUUAUGUAUAACAUACAGAUGAUGUAAUAUGUAGGAUAUUAAAUUCUAAUGAAGAUUUAUAAUUUUCUGGGAGCGAUGAUAGAUCAAUUAAAGUAAUAAUUAUAUUACUGCAUUAAUUUAAAAUUAGACAGAAAAUUAUGUAGUAUCAUAAGAUUAAAUUAGUAUUUGGUAAGGAAGAGAAUAAGACAAGUAAGAAUUCAAAAGUGUAGUUAUAAUUGAUGAAAUUUCAUAAAUUGAGGGUAUUAUAAAUGCAUUGAAUUAUAGUUAUCAUCUUUUUCACCUAUAAACAAUCAAUUUAAGAAUAAGGGAAAAAGGUUAAGUUUGUUACAAAGAAAUAAUUUAUUUGGCUAAUUGGUUAUCGUGAAGUAGACAGACUAUGUAUUUUAAUUAAAAGAUGGAAUCUUUGAAGAUAAUUAAGAGUAACAAUUCAAUAAUAAAUUAUAAUUAAAUCUAAAAUGA
Paramecium primaurelia is the source of this 589-nucleotide messenger RNA. Lineage: Eukaryota; Ciliophora; Oligohymenophorea; Peniculida; Parameciidae. The record is from the annotation of a GenBank genome assembly.